UUAGGGAAAUCUGGAUCACAGAUGAAGAAAGUAAUUUUAGAAGUAGAAACAGAUCCUAAAAUUCUUGUGACAAAAUGUUGUGGAGCUAAUAUAUAUGUGGAUGGCACAGAUCCAGAUCUUAAACCAGACAGUGAAUAUCCUGAUUGGUUGUGGACUUUACGAACAGAUCCAAAACCUAUUCCAUUGGAUGAAUUAGACCCUAAUUCAAGAGAAUAUUGGAAUAAAUUACGAAAACUUGGAAUACGCAAAAGAAAUGAAUCAUUUAAAAGGCAAAAGUUUUAG
Messenger RNA from Lottia gigantea (owl limpet), 282 nucleotides. RefSeq lists its product as hypothetical. The annotation marks the transcript as partial. Gene Ontology annotation, molecular function: structural constituent of ribosome. The transcript has a single exon. Gene Ontology annotation, cellular component: mitochondrial large ribosomal subunit. The record is from RefSeq and is a predicted model, not a curated record. NCBI's taxonomy places the organism in Eukaryota, Metazoa, Mollusca, Gastropoda, Lottiidae.